AUGAAGGCAAAUUCUAAAGUUACUAGCGCAAAAGAAGUUCUGAAGCUGCUUCGGCAGGCUAUCGCUGCACGUCAACGUGUCAAAGCGCGUGUUUACCAUGACUACCCGGAGGGUGCUACCCGCGCCAUUCAGAAAUUGAAGAUCUUCGAUUCAUAUGCGCAAGCCUCGUGCCGAUUCAUAUGCCAAGAGAUCCUCCACUCUCUGCCAACCGAGUUAUGCGACAUGAUUAUUGAACUUAUCAUCGGCCGCAACAGCGCAGAUGUCACGGCAGAUCCGUGUUGCGAGCCAAUAUACCCCAUGGUGGACUCUCCGCCACUCGAGCAUUACUGGAAGGUCGAAUAUGUUGGAAAACCUAUGUUGGCGAGAAUGAUGACUGUCUGGUACCACAACAGCAGCUUCAUGGUUCUUUGGAGGCACACAUGUUUGAGAGUCCUUCUCGAUGAAGAGGCUGCUUGCAUUCAUAUUCCGCGCUACAAGUUGAUUACGAAGAUUUCCAUCGCUGUGUGGCCGGACAGUCUUGCGUUGGAUAGGAAGAAAAAUCGUCAGAAUCGAAGCGUGAUGCCUUCGUACUACCCACCGGAAACGUUGACAGGGCUGAUUCAAGACUUCGAAUCAUUGUUCAAGUUGAGGAGCUGUGCAUCGAUACAUAUCCUUUUCAACUACCCGGAGCGCUCUUCUGUAGGGGAUGAUGAUCGAAGAAGUCUCUUCUUGAAAGGCACCGCCAUGAUGUCUGCAUCUCUGUGUCGCUUGAGGAACGCUGGAUACAUUCUCGGCGCCAGCAUUCACGUGCUUGGGGGAAGUCUACGACCACAUGAUACCUUUGAAUAUUUUCUCGAGGAAGGAAAAUUGCAGGCAGGAUAUUCUGACUGUCUGCCUGCAGACGACACGGGUAUGGUUUGGCGACCAUCCAAACCAAAAGCUUCUGGCACUUAG
Messenger RNA from Alternaria atra, 933 nucleotides. RefSeq lists its product as uncharacterized. The record is from RefSeq and is a predicted model, not a curated record. The coding region runs from base 1 to 933 and encodes 310 amino acids. NCBI's taxonomy places the organism in Eukaryota, Fungi, Ascomycota, Dothideomycetes, Pleosporales, Pleosporaceae. The transcript has 3 exons.